This is a messenger RNA of Racocetra fulgida, 375 nucleotides long. NCBI's taxonomy places the organism in Eukaryota, Fungi, Glomeromycota, Glomeromycetes, Diversisporales, Gigasporaceae. The record is from the annotation of a GenBank genome assembly.
AUGAUAGAACUUCAAGUAUCCCAAUUUUUAUAUGGUGUAAUACCCCAAAAAGGUGGAAAUUAUUUAAGAACUUCAUUAAAGAAUGCUUUGUUAGCAAUUAACCAUCACCUUCAAGAUGUAAAACCUGUACCUGAAAAUACUAGUCAUGCAAUUAGUGGUCACAAAUCUUCUGGUGGAUAUUACGCUUAUGCAAAACCUACAGAUAAUUAUAAAAGAGAAACAUUAGCAAAUGUCCUUAAUAAAAUAAUUACUAUUCUAUUUCCAUCAUCUACUAAAGCAUUUCAAGAUUUGAUUAAUGAUUCUGAUUCUGAAGCUGAUAAUUAUGAAGACUUACAAAAUAAUAUAUUUGAAGAUGAUAAUGAUACAUCUGUGCAG